ACUGAUGAGAGCCUAGGAUCAUGCACACACUUUCUGCCUCAGAAACAGAAGGCAUCUAUUUUAGGUACAUGUAUGGGAAAGAAGUGAAAGGAACCGUGCAGGUGACUUUGUGCCAGAAGGCAAAGAGGUGCCCUCAAGAUGCCAGCAAAGUUAUCUGUAGAGAAUACAGCGGUCUGACAGCAAGCAAGGGAUGCUUCACAUCUUCAGUAAGCACAACAGUAUUGAAUCUGGCUCCUGGUGAGGAAGACAGCAAAAUCUAUGCAGAAGCUUCUCUACUGGAGGAAGGCACAGGUACCUGUACCCAGAAGCAUACAGUCAUUUGAAGCAGAGAUUGUACAAGGAUGAGAGGGCCCUUUCCUGGAGAUGAAGCAUCAGAGCAGGCAUACCUCCUCCUGUACUACAGUGUGUUGGGGCCUCUAGAAGACUCAAAGGGUGCUCCUGCUUGAGGGACUUGAUCUGUCCAGCAGCAAGCAGAUAAGGCGUGGCUGGGCAUGUGGUCCUUCACAGUUUAGGAAGACCCACACAAAACCGCCACAGGAACAGCCUGCACACCUUGAAAUGUGCUGAUUUUGGGAAGGAAGCCUGAGACAUUCCAAUCAGAGGUCC
This is a messenger RNA of Gallus gallus (chicken), 606 nucleotides long. RefSeq names its product alpha-2-macroglobulin-like (gene A2ML1B). Lineage: Eukaryota; Metazoa; Chordata; Aves; Galliformes; Phasianidae. The record is from RefSeq and is a predicted model, not a curated record. The transcript has 3 exons. Bases 21 to 323 code for a protein of 100 amino acids.